Molecule: messenger RNA, 932 nt
Organism: Coregonus sp. 'balchen'
Lineage: Eukaryota; Metazoa; Chordata; Actinopteri; Salmoniformes; Salmonidae
Source: the annotation of a GenBank genome assembly
AUGGAGAGUUACCUGAAAGACUACGUUAUUGGCAGAGGAGCCUACGGAACCGUGUACAAAGUCAAGUGUCUGAGAACUGGAAAAGCGUUUGCCUUGAAAUAUCACACUCGCGGCGUAGAUGAUUCAACCGUGAGAGAACUCUCCUGUCUCGCUGCACUAAGGGGUCACCCCUAUGUGAUCCAUAUGCACGAUUGCUUCUUAGACAAUGGGAAGAUAGCCAUGCUCAUGCCCUAUGUGCCCUACACGGUGAGUAAAGUGAUAAAGUGAAUGGACACAGUCUGAAAUUCUACUACGAUCAAGGCCGGGCGCUACAGUUGAUCCCGUUGAGUUUUGUGGCUCACUUUUCGGUCCAGGUGGCUACUGCUUUGUCUUACAUGCACAGACUGAAUAUAGUGCACCGGGACCUGACUCCUUCCAACGUGCUGCUGACAGAAGAUCUCACUGUCAAAGUGGCGGACAUGGGCCUCUCUAGACAAUCCUCGAAAUGGAUGAGUCCAACUGUGGUCACGGAGCCCUACAGGGCCCCGGAAUUGUUUGUUAAAGGUGACUGUGCAGAGUACACCUGUGCCAUAGACAUGUGGAGCCUAGGGGUGAUGAUAGCGGAAGCUAUGGAAGGUAAGGUGGUAUUCUUAGCGCGUAAAAAUCGCUGUGAGACGGUGUCCACGUACCAGAUCAUUGUAAGGACUCGAUGUCCCAAAAACCACCCCCGUGUAUCAAUCACACCCUGGGACCAUGACACCAUAAUGCCCAACGUGAUGGAGUGUGAACUAGUGAAAAGGAUCAUCUUCCGAUUCCUGGCUUUCCGUGAGACCGAGAGACUUCUGGCUCACAAGCUGCUGCAGGACACAGAAUGGAUGCAGGUUGCUAAUAUGACCGGGGAAGACAAAGUUAUGGUCAGAGACCAGAUUCAGCGACAGAAAUUGAGAGACUGA